This is a messenger RNA of Rotaria sp. Silwood2, 1776 nucleotides long. The record is from the annotation of a GenBank genome assembly. Lineage: Eukaryota; Metazoa; Rotifera; Eurotatoria; Philodinida; Philodinidae.
AUGAAUUUGGAAUCAUUAGCAAACGAAAUUUUACUUGAUUUAUUAGAAUAUCUGGAUGCUGUCAAUCUAUUUCGUGCAUUCCAUGGCCUCAACAAUCGCUUUGAUCAACUUAUCUUCAUCAAACUUCAAAGAUAUUAUCUUGAUUUUCGUUCGAUAUCUCUGCGUGAUUUCGAUAUUUUUCAUCAAGAAUAUCUUCCACUGAUUAAUGAUCGUGUAAUUGCCUUUCAUCUCUCAGAUGAUGUUGAAACACCAAAUAUGUCUCAAUAUUUUCUUUCACACAAUUAUAUUAUCAAACAAUUCAUUCAUUUGAAGUUGUUUGCCAUUGACUAUAUUUACUCUUUCGAUGUAUUAAAUAAACUAAUAUUGCAAUGCCGUGAACUUUCAUAUCUUACGCAUUUGAAUAUCAGUAUAAAUACCUAUCAGAGUCCAGCUGAAAAUUUUCACGAUUUCAUAAACAAUAUAUGGAGUCUACCGAAACUUACACAUUGUCAUCUUGAUAUCAUACAUCCGUAUGCAAUACAACUCAUUCAAAUGUCAGUGAUCUCGCAAUCCAUGAACUAUUUGUCUAUUAAGAAUAUCAAUUAUGAUUUACAUAGCUUGUCUCAUCUAUUACAACACACGACUCGUCUUCAACGACUUCAUAUGCAUGGCAUAAGUCAAUAUAAUGAUUAUCAAUCACAAACUAUCUUUUCAUCUAUAAUAUCAUUGAAGACGUCUUUUCAAGGUUCUGUACAAUCGAUGAAGAAUCUUUUCCAAAUAAUGCCCAAUUUAAAAUACUUCACAUUAGAAACAAAUACUAUUUGUUUAGAUGGAUAUGCAUGGGAAAAAGUCUUUGUCACUUAUUUACCAAAUAUAAAAAUAUUUCGAUUGAAAAUGCGCGUUGAGUUUCCUUCAUUAAGUGACGUCGAACAACAGAUUGAUGAAAUAUUUCAUUCAUUUCAAACUGAAUUCUGGAUUGAGAAACAUCAAUGGUAUGUUCAAUGUGAUUGGUGUCCAAUGGACAUAUAUAAGAUUGGUAUUCUUUAUACUUUGCCAUAUGCUUUUGACACAUUUUAUUUCACACAUGGUAGUCGAUCAAAAUCAACAAGUCCUAAUGAUUGCCAUGACUCAGCUUAUAAUCAAGUGCAAAUACUUGAACAUAUUCAUCGUAGACAAAAUCUUAGUGAAAAUUUUCCACUGUUCACUUUUCGAUUUGUUAACAUUCGUCAUCUCUCAAUCGUAUUUCCAUUCAACAACGAUUUUUGGUCCGCUAUUCCAACAUUGAAUCAAUUGAUGUCACUGAAUGCAGUUUUAAAUCAAGAUUUUGGUUAUCCUCAAUUACAAGCAUUGCUUAAUAUAGCUCCUCGUCUCUAUUCAUUGAGUUUUAGCCAUUCGAAUAACUUCUCAAUGACAUCAUUCAACAUCAGUAGUACAUCGAUCCGUCGACUUGAAUUAUUUCAAAAUUUUAACUGCGGCUUAAGAUAUUUUAAGAAUGCAGAAUGUUCGAUGUUAACUCGUACAUAUAUUGCAUUCCAAUGUGAAGUUCUUCUUGUUGAUGUUGAAAGCCGAACAAAUGUUUUUAACUUUAUUAACAGCAUGCCAAAUCUUCGAGCAUUGAUCGUCCGCUGUAAUGAUGAGGGAAACAGCCGCUACGCUUCAUUAGAAACAAAUGAUGAACUAAUUGUAUGGUUUCAAGAUCAGUUAUCAUCUAAAUUUAUGUAUUCAAUCAUUCGCAAUGCGAACGAUAGAUCCCAAUUAAUUAUUUCAAUUUAUAGACAGAAAGAUCGUCGUGUGUGA